AUGUACGGGGAAGAGUGGCUGGAAAAGCAUGCUGGGGAGGCGGCGGACCGGUGGGACCACCCCGAGCCCGGGUCGCCGGAGUUCACGAUCUUCGUGGUGGUGUCGGUGUUCCUAGUGCUGGUCGCGGGCCUGAUGAGCGGCCUCACGCUGGGCCUCCUCAGUCUGGACCGCAUGGACCUGGAGCUCAUCAUGCGGUCGGGCAACGAGCGCGACGCCCGCCACGCGGCGGCCAUCCUGCCGAUGAUCGAGAAGCCGCACCAGCUGCUCGUGACGCUCGUGCUGUGCAACGCGGGGUCGAUGGAGGCCCUCCCGAUGGUCGUCGACCGGCUGACGUCCCCCCUCGUGUCGCUCCUGCUCUCCGUGUCCGUUGUGCUGCUGUUCGGCGAGAUCGUGCCGCAGGCGAUCUGCACGCGGUACGGACUCGCGGUCGGGUACUACACCUGCUACCCCGUCUACGCGCUGAUGUUCGUCACGUUCCCCAUCGCGUGGCCGAUCGCCAAGGUGCUGGACCUGGCCCUAGGCUCCGAGACCAAGACCAUUCUCCGCAGGGCGGAGCUGCGGGCCCUGUUCGACGUGUAUGAGGAGCUGCCGGAUGGCGAGGGCGGGGAGGCGCCCGAGGCCGGCGGGGAGUUCUCCCAGGGCGAGGUCAACGCGAUCCGCGGCGCGCUGGACCUCGCGCACAAGCCGGCGUACGAGAGCAUGACGCCGCUGGACCAGGUGUACAUGCUCAACGCCACCGACCGCCUUGACGUGGCCAAGAUCACAGAAAUCAUCCACUCGGGGUUCAGCCGCAUCCCCGUGUACCGCAACAACCGGAACGAGGUGAUCGGGAUCCUCAUGGUGCGGGAACUGGCCCUCGUGGACCCGGCAGCGGGCACGCCCGUGAAGGACAUUCCCCUGCGCACGCCCCCGAGGUUCUUCUCCGACGCCCCGCAGCACGACCUGCUCGACCUGUUCCAGACGGGCCGCUCGCACCUCGCCCUGCUCGUCGAGCGGCCCAACCCGACGGCGCGCGCGAGCAUCGAGCACGCGUCCCAGGAGGUGUCGGUCGACACCCCGCUGCUGCACGCACUGCACGGCGCGGACGAGGAGGCGGACGGCAGCAUGCACCGCAACAAGACGCUGCCGGCGACGAAGAAGGACCGCGACGACCUGCGGCACGGGCGCGUGGUGGGCCUGCUGACGCUGGAGGACGUGCUGGAGUCGCUGCUCAGCGAGGAGAUCCUCGACGAGACCGACAGCUACGUCGACAACGAACGCAAGGAGAAGGUCACGCCGAACUUCCUCCAGGCGCUGCUGCCCCCGCACCUGCGCGGGUUCGUGUCGACCGCGUCCUUCGCGCGGCCCGGGAGCAACGCCAGCUCCCGCGCCCCCUCCAUGCGACGCAUGCCCUCCGGCGGACGCGCCAACCACCAGUCCGGACUCGCCCCCGCCGCCCCGUCCACGCCCAUCCUCGCGCCCCUGCCCUCGCACGGCGACGGCCCCCACCCCGUGGCCUCCACUCCGGACCUGGCGCACUUCCACCCGCCGCAGCAACGCAUCCGCGACUCGACGCACUCCGCGUUCGGCGUCUCCGACCUCCCCGCCGGGUCCGCCUCGCCUGCGCUCGGCCGCGCGGCGUCGAACCUCAGGCGCUCGGGCGACACCUUCGACCGCCUGAACGCCGCGAGCACGGGGCUGCAGAAGGCGCUGAAGCUGAUCGCAUCCAACAGCAUGACGAGGAAGGCUGCGAUGGAGGCCGUGCUGUCGCCCGUUGCGAGCGAACGGCGGCCCACGUUGGACAGAGACGUUGAAUCGCCCCGCCCGAACGGUCCCACCACGUCGGUCAGCGCACGACACUGA
Pedinophyceae sp. YPF-701 is the source of this 1842-nucleotide messenger RNA. The record is from the annotation of a GenBank genome assembly. NCBI's taxonomy places the organism in Eukaryota, Viridiplantae, Chlorophyta, Pedinophyceae.